GUGGAACACUUCUGAGGUCACAGAUUAACUUCCGUGUCACACAGCUAACAUGGCGGAUAAAGAGAAGAAGAAAAAGGAGAGCAUCUUCGACUUGUCAAAAUACAUCGACAAGCCGAUUCGUGUGAAGUUUCAAGGAGGACGAGAGGCCAGCGGUGUCCUAAAAGGCUUUGAUCCUCUGCUGAACCUGGUGCUGGACGGCACAAUCGAGUAUAUGCGUGAUCCUGAUGACCAGCUGAAGCUGACAGAAGACACCAGGCAGCUGGGGCUGGUGGUCUGCAGAGGAACCUCCGUAGUGCUGAUCUGUCCUCAGGACGGCAUGGAGGCCAUACCAAACCCGUUCAUACAGCAGCAGGACGGCUAACACACACACACACACAUGUACACACACACAACCAUGCACAUUCUUGAGUAUUUUGUGAGGUUUUUGUUGUUUUAAUUUGUUUUAAUCAUAACUGUAAUAAUACAUACAACAAAGCAGUUUUCUGUUGUUAAAAAUCAUAAGUUGAUCAGCAAAUGGACACUUGGCAGCACUUCACUUUUGUUUCUGUGGUGUGCAAAUUUGCAAAUAUUUGAGUUGUAAAGAGCCCACAAGUUUGGGAAGUGUUAACAGUACUGUUUUCUUUUUAUCCAGAAUAAGUAAACUUUUUACUAUUCUUUGUUGUUUUUGAUAAGAAAAUAAAAUGAAAAUGUAUGUUG
This is a messenger RNA of Lates calcarifer (barramundi perch), 696 nucleotides long. It is a transcript of the gene lsm7, whose product is annotated as LSM7 homolog, U6 small nuclear RNA and mRNA degradation associated. The record is from RefSeq and is a predicted model, not a curated record. Gene Ontology annotation, biological process: nuclear-transcribed mRNA catabolic process; mRNA splicing, via spliceosome. Gene Ontology annotation, cellular component: catalytic step 2 spliceosome; Lsm1-7-Pat1 complex; spliceosomal tri-snRNP complex. Gene Ontology annotation, molecular function: RNA binding. The coding region runs from base 50 to 361 and encodes 103 amino acids. NCBI's taxonomy places the organism in Eukaryota, Metazoa, Chordata, Actinopteri, Centropomidae. The transcript is spliced from 4 exons.